GAAGCAGAGCUGUGACAUCAGAGCGACGCGGAGGUCAGAAGACCUCUCUUACAGCCAUCUUGGAUCCUGUGCCCUGAAUAAUCCAGAAUGCCAGGCGAAGCCACAGAAACUGUCCCUGUUACAGAGCAGGAGAUGCAGCAGCCCCAGGCUGAGACGGCCACACCAGCUGCUGCGGCCCCUGCUCCCUCUCAGGCAAAGCCUAAAGAGGGCAAAACUAACCCCAAGCUGUCCUCUUCUCCUCACACCACUGCUCCUAAGCCAGUUCCUGCUGGACGCAGGAAACGCUCCUCUCUAUCUGCCUCCUCAAGCUCCCCUACCUCUCCUAAAUCUGCCUCUGGCCCUCGUGCUACCCCCCCAUGCUCCCCUUUGGCCUCUACUCCAGCUGACUGUCCUGUAGCUGGGAAAACUGAGCAGACUGCUCCCAGGGUGGUAAAGGCUGGCAAACAAGGGAAGCAACAGAAAGCAAAGAAUUUUAAACCUGCUGAACCUGAGCAAGCACCUCCCUCUGCCUCUAAGCCUGCUCAGGAUCCUGCACCAGUUGCAGCGCUGCCGUCUCUUGCUAUACCAGUACCAGAGGUAGCAAAAUCAGCAGGAGAUGGAAAUGCUUCCCCUGUCUCUCCCAAAAUUGCUGUGGCUCCUGUUGCCUUUAAAGUAACUUCUAAAUCUGCUGCCCCAGCACCAAAGUCAUUUACAGAAGCUGUGGCUGCCAGUCCACCCAAAGUGGCUGAAGCCCCUAAGGUUGCCCCUGAAGCUCCAAAAGUAGCAACCCCUGCUGUUUCAGAUGCCAAGACUCCUUUGCCUUCAACAGCAGCUGCUAAGCCUGUCCCUGCCCAAGUGCCAAAUGUGAACACGGCCACUGCUGCUCCCCCAAAACCUGCUCCUGCAGCAUUUGAGGAUGAUGAUCUCCCACCUCUCUUACCACCUGAGAAUCCUUUUACAAUGCCUGCUUUCCCCCCUAUGCCACCUAGUACAAUGCCCGUAGUUACCCCACCAGCUCCUAAAACAGAACCUGUCUCUACCAGUAAAGUUGAAUCUGCCCCUAAAGCAAAGGCUGCUCCCAAAGCUAAGCCAGCUCCUAAGGCUGAACAGAAAGCAGCACCUGCCCCAAAAGUUGAGGCUGCACCUAAAAUUGACCCUACUCCUGCCCCUAAAGUUGCAGUCCGUUCUGUCCCUAAGACUGAGGCUGCUCCUACACCUAAAGCUCAGGCUGUCCCUAAGGUUGAGGCUGCUCCUGCACCUAAAGAAAAGUCUUCCCCUAGCCCUAAAGCUGAGCCUGUUCCUUCCCCUAAGGUUGAGGCUGCCCCUAAAGCUGAGUCUACUCCUGCCGCUAAAGUUAAGCCUGUUGCUGUUCCCAAAGCUGAGGCUGCUCCUACCUCUAAAGUUGAGGCUGCUCCUGCUACUAAAGUUAAGCCUGUUGCUGCUCCUAAAGUUGAGGCUGUUCCUGCCCUUAAAGUUGAGGCUGUUCCUGCCCCUAAAGUUGAGCCUGCCCCUAAAGUUAAGCCUGCUCCUGCCCCUAAAGCUGAGUCUGCCCUUGCUUCUAAAGCUGAGGCUGCUCCUGCCCCUAAAGGCAAGCCUACCCCUAAAGCUGAGGCUGCUGUUCCUAAGGUUGAGUCUUCUGCCACUAAAGUUGAGGCUGCCCCUAAAGUUAAGCCUGUUGCUGCUCCUAAAGCUGAGGCGGCGGCUGCUAAAGUUGAGGCUGUUCCUGCCCUUAAAGUUGAGGCUGUUCCUGCCCCUAAAGUUGAGGCUGCCCCUAAAGUUAAGCCUGUUGCUGCUCCUAAAGCUGAGGCGGCGGCUGCUAAAGUUGAGGCUGUUCCUGCCCUUAAAGUUGAGGCUGUUCCUGCCCCUAAAGUUGAGCCUGCCCCUGCUUCUAAAGCUGAGGCUGCUCCUGCCCCUAAAGGCAAGCCUACCCCUAAAGCCGAGGCUGCUGCUCCUAAAGUUGAGGCUGCUGUUCCUAAGGUUGAGUCUUCUGCCUCUAAAGUUGAGGCUGCAGCUUCUAAAGUUAAGUCCGCUCCGGCCCCUAAAGUUAAGCCUACCCCUGCUCCUAAAGUUGAGGCUUCUGCCCCUAAAGUUGAGGCUGCUCCUGCCCCUAAAGGCAAGCCUACCCCUAAAGCUGAGGCUGCUGCUCCUAAGGUUGAGGCUGCUGUUCCUAAGGUUGAGUCUUCUGCCCCUAAAGUUGAGGCUGCCCCUAAAGUUAAGCCUGUUGCUGCUCCUAAAGCUGAGGCGGCGGCUGCUAAAGUUGAGGCUGUUCCUGCCCUUAAAGUUGAGGCUGUUCCUGCCCCUAAAGUUGAGCCUGCCCCUGCUUCUAAAGCUGAGGCUGCUCCUGCCCCUAAAGGCAAGCCUACCCCUAAAGCCGAGGCUGCUGCUCCUAAAGUUGAGGCUGCUGUUCCUAAGGUUGAGUCUUCUGCCUCUAAAGUUGAGGCUGCAGCUUCUAAAGUUAAGUCCGCUCCGGCCCCUAAAGUUAAGCCUACCCCUGCUCCUAAAGUUGAGGCUUCUGCCCCUAAAGUUGAGGCUGCCCCUACCCCUAAAGCUGAACCUGUCCUUGUCACUAAAGUUGAGCCAGCCCCUGUUCCCAAACCAGUUAAAGCCCCAUCCAUACUGGAGCCAGUCAUCAAGAACGACAAGGGGUCUGGCACUGAAUCUGACAGUGACGAAUCUGUUCCUGAACUGGAAGACCAGGACUCUGCACAGACACAAACACAGCAGGCACAGCUUGCAGCUGCAGCUGAAAUCGAUGAGGAACCAGUCAGCAAAGCGAAACAAAGCAGGAGUGAGAAGAAAGCCAGGAAGGCCAUGUCCAAAUUGGGGUUGAGACAAGUUGCUGGUGUUACCAGAGUAACCAUUCGCAAGUCCAAGAACAUUCUCUUUGUCAUCACCAAACCAGAUGUCUACAAAAGUCCAGCUUCAGAUACUUACAUUGUCUUCGGUGAGGCCAAGAUUGAAGAUCUGUCCCAGCAAGCUCAGUUAGCAGCCGCAGAGAAGUUCAAGGUUCAAGGAGAAGCCGUUUCAAACAUCCAGGAAAACACACAGACGCCCACAGUACAGGAGGAGAGCGAAGAGGAAGAGGUUGAUGAGACCGGAGUGGAGGUCAAGGACAUUGAGCUGGUCAUGUCACAGGCCAAUGUAUCCAGGGCAAAGGCUGUGCGUGCACUGAAGAAUAACAAUAAUGACAUUGUCAAUGCUAUUAUGGAAUUGACGAUGUAGAUGGAGAUCAGGGACUGGGUCACAUUAAGAUGUUGCUGAUUUGAUCUACACAAUUGUUUGUACAAUUUAUACACAAGAGAAAUAAAGGCGUGACUUGAUGAAAUGAUA
Sinocyclocheilus rhinocerous is the source of this 3309-nucleotide messenger RNA. RefSeq names its product nascent polypeptide-associated complex subunit alpha, muscle-specific form-like. Bases 88 to 3201 code for a protein of 1037 amino acids. The transcript is spliced from 11 exons. Lineage: Eukaryota; Metazoa; Chordata; Actinopteri; Cypriniformes; Cyprinidae. Gene Ontology annotation, cellular component: nascent polypeptide-associated complex. The record is from RefSeq and is a predicted model, not a curated record.